AUGAGAGAUCCCACCAUCAAUCCCAAGCUCACGCGACUUCGACGCGCCUGCGACAUGUGCAGCAUGCGCAAGGUGAAAUGCGACGACUCUAACAUGCCUUGUCGCCCUUGCCGCGAGCUGGGUGUUGACUGCACCUUUAACCGAGAAACCAAGAGACGUGGGCCACCAAACAAACAUGCCGAAGCCGCCAAAGCCGCCAAGAGAUCUCGCAUGGAGUCAGCAGUGGCGCCUCCUGGAUUCCCCUCGUCCCCAUCGCCUCAAAAUGCUGCCAAGACGCUCAUGACCAUAUCCACGGAUGGAGUGCUGGAUGCAGAGGCGAUUGCGCCAAUGCCUGUGCUGGAGCUUCUCGUGGACGACUUCUUCACGUAUAUUCAUCCACUUGCUCCAUUCCCUCACGAGCCAACAUUCCGUCAGUCAUUUGCGAAUAGAGAGGAUCGAACGAAACCGGAGUUUCUAGGACUUUUGGCUAGUAUGAUUGGUGCCUUGGCCGCAUCAUUUCCGCGGAGCGCCAGAGAGCACCUCAAGGCCCAGCACAGCACGCAUCUUUUCCCCAAGGCCAUAGUCAUGAUUGAAAAAUGUCGUGACAUCGCCCUCCUCACACGCGGAAGCAGAUGGGUGCUGAAACAACCAAAGACACUAGACGAUGCUGCUACCAGCUACUUUCUCGGGCUGGCAUCUGGCUAUACUCUGCAAUGGAAUGCAUCUCGCCAAUUCAUGGCUGAGACCUUGACGCUUCUCAGAGAACUCGGCUUUAGCAGACCCAAACAUCCUGGAGAACUUCCCACUUUUGGAAGUGACAAUUUUGCUCCUGACCCAAUGCCGUUCAAUCAUGUCAAAGACCAGAUUGGCAAGCGCAUCUUCUGGUGUCUACUGUUAGGCGUUCGCUCCUUUUCCCAGCUCGGCGCAUCUCAUACAGACAUUGUCAUUGCUCCAUCAACACCCAGUCUCCCCUAUCCCGCAUAUCCUGAGAAUGUCGAUGACAUCUGUGUUCUUGCGAAUGAGAUUAUCCAUCAAGCGGAGGGCAGUGUUACACUUCUCACAGGCUUUCGGUUUGGUAUUGACAUUUACACAACCAUGAACGGCGUCGUCAGCUUAGAGUUGGCGUACGGCAUGAGCACUCUUCCCUGGGCUGACCAAAGACUCCUCCUACGAGAUGGUUUGUUAGCUGCAAAGAGUAUUAUCGAUAAUCUGCCACCAGAGCUCCAGCUAGGCAACCCGGGAGACGAAGCAAAUCCACUGGCUGCCAUGGAAGAAUCCGGCCUCCAGUACGUCCCACCAGUAUGGCCAAACACACAGCCACCGCACGAUGUGCGCAAUAUUAUCAAGAACCAGCCCAUGAGACGUCGACAACUUCAAUACGAGAUUCAGAAAGCCAACAUUUUUGUCUCACAACUCGCCACGCGAUCGUAUUUUGUGGAGCUAUACUUCAACCUAAGAGAUGUUCAUCUUAGCGAGCAGCAGCAAACCCUCGAAGUUGAAGGUACGAGCGAAGAGGAAAAAGCUAUUCAAGAUGCGGACGACAAGGAGAUUUUGGAAUUCAUGUCUGCCGAGAGAGAAAUCAUUGUCCAAAACCUUUUGACUGUGCUGGGGUCUAUCUCACAGCGAAAUCUUGAGCCGAACGGAGGGUCCCUCAUCAAUAAAAUCCGCCAGGUCGCUUCCACGCUGCUGAAUGAUGCCCCUGAAAGGAAAGGCCCGUUUGCCAUCAAAUCAGAAGAGGCGUUGUCGCAGCUGCUUGAUAUAUUAGUGAAGCUUGAAAAGACAGGCCCCGUUGGAGAGACGACCCGAGCACCGGACCCUCUCCAGAUGACUGCGGAAGAUGAAGAGGAAGAGCUGAGGCACUGGGCCGACCUGAGAGAAUAUCAGCUGCGUUUCGCUGCAAAUGGGGGCUUUGCUGGCGACUUGUAA
Messenger RNA from Trichoderma asperellum CBS 433.97, 1905 nucleotides. RefSeq lists its product as uncharacterized. The record is from RefSeq and is a predicted model, not a curated record. Gene Ontology annotation, molecular function: DNA-binding transcription factor activity, RNA polymerase II-specific; zinc ion binding. Gene Ontology annotation, biological process: regulation of DNA-templated transcription. Lineage: Eukaryota; Fungi; Ascomycota; Sordariomycetes; Hypocreales; Hypocreaceae.